ACAUUUCUUCAACUAUAAAAUUAAACAUGGACCUCAAAAUUUCAUUAACUAGACUUAAGCUAAGUUUUAAGCAGGAGCUGCGGUUAUAAUAUACAUGGCGAUGGCGCUUCGUGUACUGCUUCUUUUAGUUUUAUUUUUCCUUACUGUUAAGGCACAGGAUUCUAUUAUUGAUCUCAAGGAAGUUGAAGAAGACAAACAACAACAUGUUGGUCUCAGCCAGGCACUUCGUGUUUUCACCAGAGGAGCCAAUAGAAGGCUAGUUCAAGACAUAGUUUUAAAGGUUGCAAAAUACUUGAACAAUGGGGAUAUUGCUCUAGCUCCAGCACCAGCUCCACCUCCCAGUCCAUUGGAUUGUGGAGGAUUGUGCAAAUACAGAUGCAGUUUACACUCGAGGCCCAAUGUGUGUUUUAGGGCAUGUGGAACAUGUUGUGUUAGGUGCAAAUGUGUGCCACCAGGGACCUUUGGGAACAGAGAGAAGUGUGGCAAAUGUUACACUGAAAUGACUACCCAUGGCAACAAGACCAAGUGCCCUUAAUUUAUUACUAGUAAUUAUUUUACGAGUGUGUAUGUGGACCUUAGCAUAUUUAAUUUUAUCAUAUCUUUAUGAGAUAGUAAUAGCAAAUCAUGUCUGGCUACAUUGCAGUAUAUAUCUUGCUGCUAAGCCAUGUGCAAGUUGCGGUGGUUUGAAAAAUAUUGUAUGAUUAUGUUUUACCCAUGUUUAUGUUGAUAUAUGUCAUCACUUGGUUGCUAUUUGUUCAAA
Solanum lycopersicum (tomato) is the source of this 760-nucleotide messenger RNA. RefSeq names its product gibberellin-regulated protein 10. NCBI's taxonomy places the organism in Eukaryota, Viridiplantae, Streptophyta, Magnoliopsida, Solanales, Solanaceae. The record is from RefSeq and is a predicted model, not a curated record.